AUGUCUCACCGUCACGGACAAGAUUGCGGACAUGAACACCAUGAACAUGGUCAUGACCAUGAUCACGACCAUGACCACGACCAUGAUAGUGGUUCCCCCAAUAACCUCUAUGCGCGCAUUGACAGACCGAAUGUAGUUGCUCUGAACGCUCAAGAAGGUUCUGAUCCUCGCGUUGCCCUGAAACCCUGGCAUGAGCGACUGGACGAGACCAAGUGGCUAGAGUCCGACGCAGAUGACCAGCUCAUUCUGCGUAUUCCGUUCACCGGAUCCGUCAAACUCCGUGGAUUGCUUUUGAAAACGGGCCCAGAAGACCAAACGGCUGAGAAAGUGUUAUUGUUCCCAAAUGCGGAUGAUAUGGACUUCAAUGAUGCAAGCGAACGUGAACCUGCCCAGUCGUUUGAUAUUGUGCGGUCGAGGGAGGUUGGAGAGUAUACCGUCAAGCCUGCCAAGUUCUCUAACUGCAGAUCGUUGACACUGUUCUUCCCUGCAGCUCAAGGGGCCGACACUUUGAAGAUCUACUAUAUCGGUUUGCUUGGAGAAUGGAGCGAGUUUACGAGGGACCUGGUUGUGACUAUUUACGAAGCCCAAGCAAACCCAGCUGACCAUAAGAAGAUUGUUGGAACAGAGGGCUCAUUGUCACAGCCAGGUGUAUAA
Rhizoctonia solani is the source of this 654-nucleotide messenger RNA. Its product is annotated as PITH domain-containing protein. The coding region runs from base 1 to 654 and encodes 217 amino acids. The transcript is spliced from 5 exons. The record is from RefSeq and is a predicted model, not a curated record. Gene Ontology annotation, cellular component: nucleus. Lineage: Eukaryota; Fungi; Basidiomycota; Agaricomycetes; Cantharellales; Ceratobasidiaceae.